Molecule: messenger RNA, 282 nt
Organism: Arthroderma uncinatum
Lineage: Eukaryota; Fungi; Ascomycota; Eurotiomycetes; Onygenales; Arthrodermataceae
Exons: 2
Coding region: 1-282 (93 amino acids)
Source: RefSeq, a predicted model, not a curated record
AUGGGAAACGACCCGGAAAAACUCUCCAGCGAGGAGCUAGCUGAACCUCCAUUUGAUGGCCUCCGCCGAAAGGAUUGGGUUAUGCUUUGUGUUACCCUCCCGUUCAUGUUGCAUAAUACAUAUCUCAUGUUUCAGGCCUGGCAGAAGUUCGAAAGCUGGGGAGCUGCUAGCACUACUGACAAGACGCAUCUCAUCUGGGGGGCUAUCUCUAUGGUAUUCGCGAUUACUACCGUAUCCGGCUAUGGCACCCUUCUGGUGCUUUCAUAUCGGGAUCGAGCAUAG